AUGGACUCGAUAAGGGAAGGUGACGAAGUUACGUCCAAAUUUCUCCACAAAGCUUGCGACGUCGUCGAGUUCAAACUCUGUAGAACCGUAGCCGAUAUCGAUAAGGCAAAGCCGUUUAAGCCAGAUUACGCAGUGAACGUACUUGGAGAGGACAAGAAUGAACUGAUUUUCGGGUACAGCGAUUUGAAGAUUGAGCUGUUCUUCACCGCAUCCAAAUUGAAUCAAUACUACAGAAAAACGUAUACUGAAGCGAUUCCAAAGACCCUGGAUGGAAUCGAGCCGGACAAUGUAGAGGAAGCUUUCAUCAAGCAGGAAAUUUUACAGCAGGAAAACGGCGCUCAGAGUAUUGAGCAUUUCGCGGACCUGAUUCGUCAAGAUAAGAAAUUCAAACCAUUUGGACGAAAACUUCAUGAGCUCAAUGUCGUCUACAAUACUUUGCAAGAUAGCAGCACUCGGCAUUAUGAGAUAUAUUUUUGUAACACGCAAUGCCCUGGAUUCAGAGAGUGGUAUCAAAGAUUGGAGACAUUCGUCCUCUGGUAUGUCGACGGUGGAAUUUAUAUUGACCUUGAUGACGAGCAAUGGGAGUUUUUCAUUUGUUAUGAACGAUUCAAAGAUGAAGAAAGUGGCGAGCCUCGUUGGGCCCCCGCCGGCUUUUCGACUGUGUUCAAGUACAUAACAUUCCAGAAGAACAAGAUCACGAGUAGACUGUAUCGACCACGCAUUUCCCAAAUGUUGGUUCUACCACCAUUUCAACGGCAGGGAAUAGGUGCUGAGCUUCUCCGCCAAAUUAGACGUUUUUAUACCAGAAAUGACGUUUGGGAACUUACAGCGGAAGACCCGAACGAAGACUUUCAACGAACGCGAGAUUUCGUUGACGUUGAAUUUCUGAUGGAACAGGAGGAGUUCCGCGGGCCAAAAGUAAAGUACUACACGAAGCAUCGCUCUGCUUUUGUUCAAGCUGCGAGGCAACUCGGGAAGAUGUGUGAGGGCCAGUCUCGUCGAUGCUUCGAGAUUUUACUUCUCAACCUGAUACCUCGAUCGAACGAAGGACUUAUUACAAGUUACCGACUGAUGAUAAAAGCAAGACUGAACUCUGCUUUCAAGAAAAAAGUGCAAAUAAAGAGAGCUGCCAUUUUACCUGACUCAAAGGUUCCAAUGGACCACUCACCAGUUAUAUCUGACGAUGAGAGAAAACAGAAGCUGCAGACAGAUUUCGAGGCGAUAUUUGCCAUGUAUGAUCUAGUGCUUGAACGCCUGAAUAGGUGUCGAAUGCCGAAAGUGAAACUGGCCGCAUGA
Molecule: messenger RNA, 1296 nt
Organism: Oikopleura dioica
Lineage: Eukaryota; Metazoa; Chordata; Appendicularia; Copelata; Oikopleuridae
Source: the annotation of a GenBank genome assembly